This is a messenger RNA of Penicillium daleae, 831 nucleotides long. RefSeq lists its product as uncharacterized. The transcript has a single exon. Bases 1 to 831 code for a protein of 276 amino acids. The record is from RefSeq and is a predicted model, not a curated record. NCBI's taxonomy places the organism in Eukaryota, Fungi, Ascomycota, Eurotiomycetes, Eurotiales, Aspergillaceae.
AUGCCUUCCUUCUACAAACCCCCUCCAUACGAACUCCUCCCAAUCAAAAAAGCACCCCGAAUGCCCCCCUCAAACGACGACUACAACCCACAAUCAGUAAUCAAGCACCUCCUCAUCCUAGCAAAGGCCACACAAACCAACACCAACGAAUCAACCUUCACCCAAUGGCGCGACCAGCUUAGCGCAGACCUCAAAAGUCUAGUAAGUCACGCCCACCUCCUCAAACCAUCCAACUUAGUCACCCUCCUACAGCACGGCCUCGUCACUCCACUAGAACACGUCGACGGUCUCCGGACCAAAAAUACAGCAAUCUGCUUCCCUGAUCGGUGUCAGCGUAUUGUCAAGAUUGCUAGCGGUCUAGCGGAGUGUUUAAACACCGAACUCCGGGAGAAAGACACCGUGUUCGAUGACGAGACUUGUGAAAAUAUCGCAUGGCAGGGCGAGAUGCACGGCGAGUCUGGGAGAUUGGCUCGUGAGCGGGCACUUACCAGCGCAUCUACACUUCGAGAAGAAAUAGAAGUCUACGGUAUUCCAAAAUCGAGAAAAGACAGAAAUGCUUCUUUUACCAUCGCUACAGACGGCGUUGUUACUAUUCAUGCUUCGCUCAAGGUUAAUAUGUAUAUGCUUGCUGCGGCUGUUGGAUGUCUUUCCCUUGCUGGGCGAGAUGGAACGGAUCAGUUUGCGGAUGAAGUCCGUAGUACCGUGAUGGAUGAUUUCGAUCAGUAUUUGUGCUCUGACGAUACUUAUUUACUCGUAUUUUGGUCUCGGUUUAGGCCUAGCGCGCAAAUUGCUGAUCGGUGUGGGUGUUUGCUGUGUGAUGAUGGUAUCUAG